Messenger RNA from Rhizophagus irregularis DAOM 181602=DAOM 197198, 1350 nucleotides. NCBI's taxonomy places the organism in Eukaryota, Fungi, Glomeromycota, Glomeromycetes, Glomerales, Glomeraceae. The record is from RefSeq and is a predicted model, not a curated record.
AUGGAAUCAAAGUUAUAUCUAGAAGUUUUGAAAAACCUUGAACAUCUUUUCGAAACAAAAGAAAAUUAUGAUGUUAUCAUAUACGCCGGUGAAGAACAGAAUCAAAAGUCAAAUUAUUUUCGUACCGCAUUUUCUAAUAAUUGGGCGGAGAUAGAAAAUGGUAAAUAUAUCUUUAAGAAGUCUAAUAUUUUGCCACAUACCUUUGAAACUAUUCUCAGGUAUUUAUAUUGUGGCCAAAUUGAUUUAAGCAGCAAUAAUGGAUCAGAUGUAUUUAGCUUAUUAAUUGCUACAGAUGAACUUGGAUUACAAACGCUUAGUGAACACGUUCAAGAAUAUUUAAUUAAUAAUCAAAAAAUUUUUUUAAAUGAUGAUCCCGUUGGAAUCCUUGAAAUUACUUCUCAGCAUGAAUCUUUUGUUACGCUGAAGAACGAUUGUUUGGAAAAAAUUUGUCAACAUCCGGAUAUUUUAUUCAGUGGCGACAAUGUUUUGAAAUUAUCAACGGAAUUGUUGGAGUUAUUACUUCAACGAGAUGAUCUUAUGAUUAAUGAAAUCGAAUUAUGGAAUAGCUUGAUCAGAUGGACUCAUGCACAAAAUCCUACUGUCAAUAGAGAUCCUUUUGAAUGGACAAAUGAAGAAUGUGCUUUAAUGGGAAGAACAAUAUCAAGAUUCAUUCCAUUGAUUAGGUUUCAUGAUAUUGGCUCAAAAGAAUUUUUUGAUAGGAUAAUACCCUAUGAAGAUUUGUUAUCAAAAAAACUAAGACAUGAAAUCUUACAGUAUCACUUGUUUUCUCAUACAAAACAAAUAGGAUCUUUACCUUCACGUAAAUUUAAUACAAAAUUUAUCAAUAGAAAGCAUUUUGCAUUAUUUUCAAGUUGGAUAGACAAAAAAGUUGUGACUAUAGAACCAAUUUCAUAUAAAUUCAAUCUUAUUUUACGUGGGAGUCGAGAUGGAUUUAAUGCUUCUACAUUUCACGCAAAAUGUGAUAAUGAAGGAGCGACAAUUAUUGUUGCAAAAAUUAAAAAUACAAAUCAAAUAGUUGGAGGAUAUAAUCCAUUAGAUUGGGUAGGAAAUAAAUCUUAUAAUAUCACAGAUAGUUUUAUAUUUUUAUUUGACGAUUAUAAAAAUAUUGAUACCGGUAAGUUAGGCAAAGUAACAAAUUCAAAGUAUUCUAUUCAAUGUAAUAGUUCUUGGGGACCACUUUUUGGGUAUUUCUCUAAUGGUAGUAAUGAUUUAUCAAUGGAUGAAGAAGGUAAAUGGAGUUCUGUGCCAAAUUCUUAUUUUAAUAUUAAUAUUCCAAGAAAUUUUGAAAUUGAUGAAUAUGAAGUAUUUCAAGUAGUUAAAAAUAAUUAA